Metarhizium robertsii ARSEF 23 is the source of this 1353-nucleotide messenger RNA. RefSeq names its product MBOAT family protein. The coding region runs from base 1 to 1353 and encodes 450 amino acids. Lineage: Eukaryota; Fungi; Ascomycota; Sordariomycetes; Hypocreales; Clavicipitaceae. The transcript is spliced from 2 exons. Gene Ontology annotation, molecular function: 1-acylglycerophosphocholine O-acyltransferase activity; 1-acylglycerol-3-phosphate O-acyltransferase activity. Gene Ontology annotation, cellular component: membrane; endoplasmic reticulum. The record is from RefSeq and is a predicted model, not a curated record. Gene Ontology annotation, biological process: lipid modification; glycerophospholipid biosynthetic process.
AUGAAGAACAGCUACUACAUGCCAUGGGUUGGCUUCAUGUUCGUCAUGGGCCACAUGUCGAUCAGCCAUAUCCGACGCCAAGCCGCGAACAGCCCUUCUUCAGUCGACAUCACCGGCGCGCAAAUGGUUUUGGUGAUGAAGCUGAGCGCCUUCUGCUGGAAUGUUGCCGAUGGCCAGCUACCCGAUGAAGUCUUAUCAGAUUUCCAGAAAGAUCGAGCGCUGUGUGAGCUCCCCAGCAUCCUGGACUAUGCAGGAUACACUUUAUUCUUUCCUUCCCUAUUCGCUGGGCCAGCAUUUGAUUACGUUGAUUAUCGACGAUGGGUCGACACCUCGAUGUUUGAUAUGCCGCCCAACGUCGAUCCGUCGAAGAAACCUCCUUCUAGGAAGAAAAGAAAAAUUCCGCGCAGCGGCACUCCGGCCACCUUCAAGGCCUUUCUCGGACUCUUCUGGAUUAGCCUGUUCGUUGUUUUGUCUGCGAGCUAUGGCCACGAUCAGCUUCUUGUGGACACGUACAUGCAUCAUGCUCUGUGGCGUCGAAUUUGGAUCAUGUACAUGGUCAACUUGGUAACUAGACUAAAAUAUUAUGGAGUUUGGACGUUAACUGAAGGAUCCUGUAUCCUUGCCGGAUUAGGAUAUAACGGAGUCGACCCCAUUACAGGGAAGGUUUUUUGGAAUCGCCUGCAGAACGUUGAUCCUUGGGUGGUCGAGACUGCACAAAAUCCUCGCGGCUACUUAGCUGGAUGGAAUAUGAAUACAAACAGCUGGCUCCGGAACUACGUAUAUCUUAGAGUCACGCCAAGGGGAAAGAAGCCAGGAUUUAGGGCUAGCAUGAUGACAUUUGUUACCAGCGCAUUCUGGCAUGGUUUCUAUCCCGGUUACUACUUAACAUUUGUCCUUGCCAGUCUCAUUCAAACAGCUGCCAAGAAUUUCCGACGCCUAGUGCGCCCCUUCUUCCUCGAUGCCAUCACUGGUGGUCCGUCCCCGAGAAAAAAGUACUACGAUGCCGCCAGCUUCAUUGUAACUCAGCUUACCUUUUCAUUUGCUACGACGCCGUUCCUCGUCCUCACCUUUGCGGAUUCCAUCCGCGCGUGGUCUCGUGUUUACUUCUACGGCGCUGCUUGGACUGUGAUAGGUCUUUUAUUUUUCGCCUCGCCAGGCAAGACGGUAUUAAAAGCAGAGUUAGAGAAGCGCCAGGGCAAGGCAAGUGCGAAGCUGGUUCGGUCAGCCAGUACCGAUAGUCUUACUGGCAAAGAUCCCAUUCUGGGAAUAUCGAAAGAUCCCGAGCGUGACGUGACGGAGGCCAUGGCGGAAAUCAGGGCUGAGGUGGAAGCACGACAGAAGAAAACAUUAUAG